Molecule: messenger RNA, 1131 nt
Organism: Puma concolor (puma)
Lineage: Eukaryota; Metazoa; Chordata; Mammalia; Carnivora; Felidae
Gene: GPRC5D
Product: G protein-coupled receptor class C group 5 member D
Biological process (GO): G protein-coupled receptor signaling pathway; visual perception
Cellular component (GO): signaling receptor complex; intracellular membrane-bounded organelle; plasma membrane
Molecular function (GO): protein kinase activator activity; sevenless binding; G protein-coupled receptor activity
Source: RefSeq, a predicted model, not a curated record
AUGGGCGGAUGUAGUCAGAAAUUUGUCUCAUCUUUCUUCCGCAGGGAAACAGAAGUCCAUUCUCGUGAGGUCCGCCUACAAGUCACCAUGUAUGAGGACUGCGUCAAGUCCACUGAGGACUAUUAUUUCCUCUGUGACAAUGAGGGGCCAUGGAGCACUGUUCUAGAGUCCCUGGCAAUAAUUGGCAUAGUAGUUACGAUUAUCCUACUCUUGGCGUUUCUCUUCCUCAUGCGAAGGGUUCAAGACUGCAGCCAGUGGAAUGUCCUUCCCACUCAGUUCCUCUUCCUCCUGGGUGUGUUGGGACUCUUUAGCCUCACGUUUGCCUUCAUCACUCAGUUCAAUCAGCAAACUGCCCCUGUACGCUACUUUCUCUUUGGGGUUCUCUUUGCUCUCUGUUUCUCAUGCCUCUUGGCUCAUGCCUCCAACCUGGUGAAGCUGGUCCGGGGCAGAGUCUCCUUCUCUUGGACAACAAUUCUGUGCAUUGCUAUUGGUGUCAGCUUGCUGCAGAUAAUCAUUGCCACUGAGUAUGUGACUCUCAUGAUGACCAGGGGUAUGAUGUUCAUGCAUAUGACACCCUGUCAGCUCAACGUGGACUUUGUUGUGCUCCUGGUCUAUGUCCUCUUCCUGAUGGCCCUCACAUUCUUCGUCUCCAAAGCCACUUUCUGUGGCCCAUGUGAGAACUGGAAGCAACAUGGAAGGCUCAUCUUCGUCACUGUGCUCAUCUCCAUCAUUAUCUGGGUAGUGUGGAUCUCCAUGCUCCUGAGAGGCAACCCACAGUUCCAGCGGCAGCCCCAGUGGGAUGACCCUGUCAUCUGUAUUGCCCUGGUCACCAAUGCAUGGGUCUUCCUGCUGCUGUACAUCAUACCCGAGCUCUGCAUUCUCUACAGAUCGAGCAAGCAGACUUGCCCUUUACCAGGCAAUGCCUGCCCAGCCCCAGCCUACCAAUGCAGCUUCAGAGUGGAGAACCAGGAACUCUCACGAGCCCGAGACAGUGAUGGAGCUGAGGAGGAUGUAGCAUUAACUUCAUAUGGUACCCCCAUUCAGCUGCAGACUGUUGAUCCUGUACAAGAGUGUUUCAUCCCACUGCCUAAACCAAGCUCCCAGGAAGACGCAGAAAUACAAAGUCCGUAG